CCCAUGGUUUAUUUCUGUGCAGCUGUUUUGUCUUUGACUCAUUCUACAGCCACACAAGUGGGCUUGGCCAACAAAGUUCUAGUCUUCCCCUUCGAGACGGACUUCAGCUACGUGGCCUUGCUCCCCCAGAAGGACAUGGCUCUCCGGGCCUUCACCCUCUGUAUGCGUGUAGCCACUGAGCUGCCGGAGGAACGGCAGAUCAUCCUGUUCGCCUACCGCACACCCGACUAUGACGAGCUCAACGUGUGGCGCGAGAAAGACGGACGCGUCUCCUUCUACAUGAGCGGCGACGGCACCUUCUACAACCUGCCCCCCCUCAGCACCUUCCGCACCAGCCUCUGCCUCACCUGGGAGUCUCGCACCGGACUCGCUGCUUUCUGGGUGGACGGCAAACGAAGCACGUACCAAGUGUACAAACCUGGUCACAGCAUCCGUCCCAAAGGCACCGUCCUUUUGGGGCAAGACCCCGACAAGCACCUGGGGGGGUUGGAGGCCACGCAGAGCUUCGUGGGAGAACUGACUGACCUGAACAUGUGGGACUAUGUGCUUUCUAGGAGCCUGAUUCAGGCUUGGCAUUAUGGACACAAGAUCCCCAAGGGAAACGUCUUCGACUGGUCCACCAUAAAGUAUGAGCUGAGUGGGAACGUGAUGGUGGUAGAUGAGGACUGACCUGAUGUAAAGUCCAGUGCAGACAGGUCAAGUCAAGCAGUAGAUGUGAGUGUUGGACUGAUACUCAUGUGUUCUUGUCGUUUAGAUUCAUAGCCGUGGGGACGUGUGUAA
This is a messenger RNA of Nematolebias whitei (Rio pearlfish), 780 nucleotides long. RefSeq names its product C-reactive protein 1 (gene crp1). Lineage: Eukaryota; Metazoa; Chordata; Actinopteri; Cyprinodontiformes; Rivulidae. The transcript is spliced from 2 exons. The coding region runs from base 4 to 669 and encodes 221 amino acids. The record is from RefSeq and is a predicted model, not a curated record.